Messenger RNA from Varanus komodoensis (Komodo dragon), 984 nucleotides. RefSeq names its product glycoprotein A33 (gene GPA33). Gene Ontology annotation, cellular component: plasma membrane. Bases 1 to 936 code for a protein of 311 amino acids. The transcript is spliced from 7 exons. NCBI's taxonomy places the organism in Eukaryota, Metazoa, Chordata, Lepidosauria, Squamata, Varanidae. The record is from RefSeq and is a predicted model, not a curated record.
AUGACUUCUGAAGUUGUGGCAGCUGUUCAUGCCUUGACAGUGGAAGCACCGGAGAAGAUUGUGAGAGCAGAGAAAACGAAGAAUGCCACCUUACCCUGUACUUUCAAAAGCACUACUGUUAACCGACAGCCAGGAGACAUUAUUUCCUGGGUGAAAAGAGCUAAUGAGCAUGUAGAAAUUGCUAACAAGCGACUUGAUAAUGGUGAGGUGGGUAAAGACCAAAAUUAUGCAGGCCGUCUGAGCUUCCCUGGCGAUGCAAAUAGAGGUGAUGCCAGCAUCAUCAUCAGUCAGUUGACCAUGGAUGACAAUGGGACCUAUUCAUGCUCAGUCCGUAUUUCCGCUGAAUCCACCCUGAAGAUUGCAGAUAUGGAACUUUUGGUUCUUGUGCCUCCGUCAAACCCUGAAUGCAAAAUUAUAGGGAAAUUGGAAUAUGGAGAAAAUAUUAACCUGACCUGCAAUUCUGCUGAAGGAUCCCCCAAGCCUACAUAUUCCUGGACAAGUUAUGAUGCACAAAACCAGCCCCGGAAACACAUGGGAACAGAAAUUGCAGGAGGAAUGCUUCUACUGAAGAACAUCUCUGCAGACACCACUGGCUACUUUGUCUGUCUUGCCAGUAACUCUGCCGGGCAAAGGAACUGCAACAUGAGUGUGGCUGUUCAGCCUCCAUCCAUGAACUUUGCCCUCUUUGGUGGAAUCAUUGGUGGAAGUGUUGCACUCAUCAUUAUUAUCAGCAUUGGAGUCUACUGCUGUUGCUGCAGGGAUUCAAAGAAUAAUCAGUAUGAGCAAACGGAGACAGAAAAUAACUAUCACUCACAAGAACCUGUAAGAAUCCGGGGACCAAGGGAAGAAGAAGAUUACAACACUGGGAAGUACAGUCCACAGAUGACACCAGAACUCAGACCACCUGCCAAGCUUUCUACGAAUGCUGUGAUAUAGAGACAAGCAUUUCAUGAGAAGACUUACUGAAUAUUUCUUUUACUUUAG